AUUUAUUUGCUUGUUCACUCAUUCAUGCGUUUAUGGAAAGCGCAAUUCUAAUGAAUUCAUUUUCUUGUCAGUUUCUCUGUUCGAUGUUGUGGUCAUUACCUAAACCUCUUCGAGCCAUGCAACAGUAGCAGUUUCAGGUUUAUACUGGUACCAUCUUUCUGAAGUUGGAAGCUGGUAGUGUUUACAUAUCUUCCAAUGGAUAUAUUGUGCUACUCUAUCGUGUCUAUGAAUAUAUUUGGCCUUUGCAAGCGCUGUGCAUCCAGUUAAGAUGUGGUCCACUGUUUCAUCCUGCUCAUGACACAUUCUGCAUUUCAGAGGUUCCAGUCUGUUAUUUACAUCAUAAUGGUACUGAUGCUAAGGCAUUGCAGGAAGAUAUUCAUCAAACUUCUAGCAACCAUAUACCUGGUAUUAAUAAUAUAUUCAGUGAUCAAUUAUAACUCGCGUUGUCGUACCACUAUGCCUGAUGUUCUUGAUUAUCGAUAUUUAAGUGAUCCAAUCUAUUUCAAUAAAUGCCGGAUUGAUUUUCCUGCUUUGGGUAUUAAAAAAAUAGAUAUUUUCAAUGAACCUGAGAUAAAACUUAUUCAAGAAGAAAACAAACAGGUGAAGCUUGGCGGAAGUUGGAGACCAAUGACUUGUGAUUCUUGGCAGAAAAUAGCCAUUGUGAUUCCAUAUCGCGAUCGCUGGAAACAUCUGAAAAUAUUACUCAACCGUUUACAUCCAAUGCUCACUCGACAGAAAGCUGACUACCGAAUAUUUGUUAUAGAACAGAGUGGAAUUAGUACAUUUAAUCGAGGUAAGCUGAUGAACAUUGGUUACUUGGAGGCCCUUGACUAUGACAGCUUUGAUUGUUUUGUAUUUCACGAUGUUGAUUUGAUUCCAGAGAACGACAAAAAUAUAUAUUUAUGUGACCAACAUGCUAGACAUUUGGCAUCAGCAAUUGAUGAAAUGAGAUACCAUGUGAUGUUCUACAACUAUGCUGGAGGUGUCAUUGCUAUCAACAGGGAAAAUGUAAAGAAGAUCAAUGGUUAUUCCAACUUCUACUGGGGCUGGGGAAAUGAAGAUGAUGACCUCUCAGCACGGACAAAGAGUGCUGGAUUACUACUAACAAGGCCACCGGAAUACAUUGGCAGAUAUAAAAUGGUUCGGCAUGUGAAAGACAGUCGAGCAGAACAUGGAAACGAACUAUUCUUAAGUUGGCGGAGUCGGUGGUCAGCUGAUGGCUUGAAUGACCAUGAAGGAAUGAAUUAUACAGUUGUGGCUAGGGAUAAUAGACCACUCUAUACCAACAUCACGGUUAAUAUUGGUACAAGCACAGUUCCCAAGAAGCAGCCAACCAACCCAGUCCAAGAGAGUCUUUGGUGGUUCUUUAAUUUUUACUAUCCUUAACUUGCCUAGUCUAAUUCCACCAAAGACUGCCUUGUAUCACAACUGAACAUUACCAUCUGAUGUAAGCAAAAAUAUAUUUUCUGUUUGUUUCUUGUUCACUUGCUUUCUUCUCCUGAUCUCUCUAAAACAGUGCUUUUCAAACUUUUUGCUGGAGUGGAACCCCAAGGAAACAUUCCACUGGCUCGAGGAACCCCUGUGCAAUAAUUUAAUAGUCUUAUGCACACAUAUCUGCACAGGAGAAUUAAAAAUUACCGUCGAUUUUAGAAGUUUUGUAACUUCUUGCGGAACCCCUCGACUGUACUGGCGGAACCCUAAGGUUCCGUGGAACCCUGGUUGAAAACCACUGCUCUAAAAGCAAUGAAACAACAGACUCUUUAACCUCCUCUGUCACCACUAAUAUAACCACAAAGUUUCAGGGAGACUAGUAAUAAUUCUAACACUAGUUUAGAGUGAAUAUAUUAAAGGCAAGUUUGUGAGACCGUCAGUGUAACUUUAUUACUGAUAUCGUUAGUAAAGGGCUCAGCCUAAAAUUUCAGGUAAUUCUUCUCUUUACAACAUAUCAACAUAGUUCACAACUUUAUUUUUUUUUUUUUGUUAAUUACAACUGGGUGUACAUCCUUUUAAUAAUAAUAGAA
This is a messenger RNA of Octopus sinensis (East Asian common octopus), 2021 nucleotides long. Its product is annotated as beta-1,4-galactosyltransferase 3-like. Bases 295 to 1386 code for a protein of 363 amino acids. The record is from RefSeq and is a predicted model, not a curated record. NCBI's taxonomy places the organism in Eukaryota, Metazoa, Mollusca, Cephalopoda, Octopoda, Octopodidae. Gene Ontology annotation, biological process: glycosphingolipid biosynthetic process; carbohydrate metabolic process. The transcript is spliced from 9 exons. Gene Ontology annotation, molecular function: N-acetyl-beta-glucosaminyl-derivative 4-beta-N-acetylgalactosaminyltransferase activity.